This is a messenger RNA of Sclerotinia sclerotiorum 1980 UF-70, 1635 nucleotides long. RefSeq lists its product as hypothetical. Lineage: Eukaryota; Fungi; Ascomycota; Leotiomycetes; Helotiales; Sclerotiniaceae. The record is from RefSeq and is a predicted model, not a curated record. The transcript is spliced from 4 exons. The coding region runs from base 1 to 1635 and encodes 544 amino acids.
AUGCCUAUACCUGAGAACACCCCACGCCUCAGAGUCAUCAUCAUUGGCGGUGGACUGAGUGGUCUAACAUUAGGUCAACUUCUUACCGAUGUUCCGAGCAUCAAAGUUACGCUCUAUGAGCGUAGUAGAGGCCCAGUAGACCGGCUCUCGGGAUAUCGGGUUAUGUUAUCUUCUUUUGUUCUUCGAAAUUUAAAAGGAAAACUUCAACACGAUGUGUGGCAGGAGAUUGCGCCCAGUAUUGGUGUCCAACCAGGCGGAGGUCAGGAGAUGAGUUUCGUGAAGAGCACAGGCGAUCCAAUAUUCACGUGGCUACCAGCUGAGAUACAAGAUGAAUUUUCUGUAUCGCGCUGGCGUCUUCGAGAAGGCCUGUUGCAUUGGAGCGAAUCUUUUGCGCGAUUUGGCAAAAAGUUUGACAGAUAUGAGACACUGCCGAACGGAGUAGUAAGGUGUCACUUCACGGACGGGUCGAUAGACGAGUGCGACUUAUUGGUUGGCGCCGACGGUAUAAAUUCUAGAGUCAGAGCACAAAUGUUUCCGAAUUCCAGGAUAAGGCCUAUCGAUGUGGCAGUGAUAUACUUCAAGAUCCCGUUGACUCCGGAAACAUUUAAACUGGCGGGCUCACAUAGUGGAGUUAUGGCCUUUUGUCCUGGGAACCAGAAUAUUUUGGUACAUUCAUGGCAAAAUCCAAUGAAGCCUUGGGCUACAGAUUAUACAGCAGACGAUAUCGAACCCUGUGAAUCAUUUAUCAUGUAUGGCUACGGCAGUCCAGCGAGUGCCUUUAUCAAUAAAACCAAACCACCAGAAGAAUUAACUCCAGCCGAAUUGAAGGCUGAGAUUAUCAAUCGUUCGAAAGCCGACAGCAACAUACAUUCCAACUUUCUACAACUAGCUGAGAUGUGUUUGACAAACACUGUGUAUCUCCACAUGGUGAAGAAGUGCGAUUCCGUAAAACCGUGGGACUCAACCAACGUUACAUUAAUUGGAGAUGCAGUUUUUAAUAUCAUGACUACCUUGGGAAAGGGAGCCAAUUGCGCUCUUCUUGACGCUGUUUCUCUCGCCGAAACACUCUCACCCCCCUCUUCGCCACAGUCAACGUUUCAGGGAGAAAAUAUCCAGCUCACCUCAGAUUAUACGCCUCGACCUCGGCAAAAGCAUGUAGGCACAGUAGAGCUUCGACCAGCGCUUCGAACUUUUGCCGCGGAGAAUGUCAAACGUCGCCACCGGGAGCGACAAAGAAGUGCAUUCCUUCAGAAUCUGGUAUACUUUGGUGAUAACAAAUUCAAAGAAUACUGCAGGGAAAGAGUGCUGAAGAGUGCUCUCGGAUGGGUUGAAGGAACAAAAGGGAUGAAAAAGGAACAAUAUGGUGCAAGAGGCGAAACGAGAAAUGUUGGUGGAUUAUUAUCCCCGGACAUAGUACCAAAUGAUAACGUUGGAAAUCUUGACCGUGCCGAUGUGGAAUCAAUUAUUGAAAGACAGAGUUUCCUAGAAAGAGGCUGGGGACUUGUAAGGCCCGAUGAGUUGGACUCCGAAUGUAGACAACGCCUGAUCUUGGCAGGCUGGGGGCAGGGGAAUAUGGUUGGAUUGUUUGGUCCUGGUAUACCCGGUUAUGGCGAGUUCAUGACAUAUGACGGAUAG